Messenger RNA from Mastomys coucha (southern multimammate mouse), 1462 nucleotides. Its product is annotated as group 10 secretory phospholipase A2. The record is from RefSeq and is a predicted model, not a curated record. NCBI's taxonomy places the organism in Eukaryota, Metazoa, Chordata, Mammalia, Rodentia, Muridae. The coding region runs from base 602 to 1057 and encodes 151 amino acids. The transcript is spliced from 4 exons. Gene Ontology annotation, molecular function: calcium ion binding; phospholipid binding. Gene Ontology annotation, biological process: phospholipid metabolic process; arachidonate secretion; lipid catabolic process.
UCAUUGUAUAGUCCAGGCUGGUUCAGAACUCCAAGAACUCCGCAUGUCCUUCUGACUUAGCUUUCUAAUCCACCGCCACCAAGGCUCCAGCUCUUUUACUAGAAAUGGCUGCCUGACUUGGGGCAACCCUUGACUACCUCGGUUUCUCGCUUGGUGGUGGUAUUAGUGAGGAGAUGGUAGAGUGUUAAUUUGACUGCCCCACAGGAGCACUGUUACCCGUGUUGUAAAAGUGUUAAGGUAAAUUAGAAUAGCCCGGAGUAAAUUAGCAUACCGUCCCCCUACCCCUAGCAUUUUAACGGCAACGACUGCAGCAUCUUUACAUUCUGUGGAGGCAUCCCCGGACCUGAUCCCCUUUUGGCCUCAGCAUUCCAUUUGGUCUCUGGAUUACUUUUUGGAAGUAAUUAAUCUGCAGAAGUCAGGGGCUGACACUCCCCAAGGCUCCAGGUGACCAUUCCUGUUUGACUCCGCCCCACGGAAAGAAGGUGAGGUAGGGGGCGGGGCUGUUGGUGGGGGUCGGCAGGAUUGGUGAGUAUACUGGCCCUUCGGUCAGUCCCACACCUGUCAUGCUCCUAUGCGUGGGACACCUCUAUGACGGGCAAUAAUGCUGCUGCUACUGCUGCUGUUGCUGCUGGGACCUGGACCCCGAUUCAGCGAAGCAACCAGGAGGUCACAUGUGUACAAGCGUGGACUCCUGGAACUGGCAGGGACCUUGGAUUGUGUUGGUCCUAGAUCACCGAUGGCUUACAUGAACUAUGGCUGUUAUUGUGGUCUUGGUGGCCAUGGAGAUCCACGUGACGCCAUUGACUGGUGCUGUUACCACCAUGACUGUUGCUACUCUCGGGCUCAGGAUGCCGGCUGCAGCCCCAAGUUAGACCGCUACCCAUGGAAGUGCUUGGAUCAUCGCAUCCUGUGUGGACCAGCAGAGAACAAAUGCCAAGAACUUGUGUGCAGGUGUGACGAGGACCUAGCUUACUGCCUGGCAGGGACGGAGUACCACCUGAAAUACCUCUUCUUUCCCUCCAUUUUAUGUGAGAGAGAUUCACCCAAGUGCGACUGACUGAUGGGCUCAAGUGCCCCUUUGCACAUGGAAAUGAAGUUCACUCACAGUAGUGAACAACAGCAUUCCAUCUGUGCUGGAGAGCCCCUGGAGGCCAAGUGAUAAAACCUGUGUUUGCUUUCUCCCUCCAUUCAGGAGCUCACAUUUAUGGCAGCCUGUGGAGCUUUCAGUUUGAUGAAGGUUGAAAGUCCUAGGCCUGUUUUAUACAAAUACCACUGUGUUGGGCUUGGUAUAACUUUUAAAGUUCAACAUUUAUGAAAGACUGUACUAUCUUCUACCUGCUGCAGAGGGUUGGUGGUCAAAUGUGGAUGAACACCUGCUUAGGCUUGGCUAUGGUAAUAACACUGCCACAUGAUACAUCUGAGAAUAGUUCUGUAAUAAAAGAAUGUUCCCUACUUGUCUCCA